This is a messenger RNA of Musca domestica (house fly), 5247 nucleotides long. RefSeq lists its product as uncharacterized. Gene Ontology annotation, biological process: DNA integration. The record is from RefSeq and is a predicted model, not a curated record. The transcript has 5 exons. Bases 1 to 4983 code for a protein of 1660 amino acids. Lineage: Eukaryota; Metazoa; Arthropoda; Insecta; Diptera; Muscidae. Gene Ontology annotation, molecular function: zinc ion binding; nucleic acid binding.
AUGCACUCCGAAACGUAUCAUCCCAGAGCCGCCAUGCCGCCAACAGCAUUUGGGUCCCGCUAUACCAAUUGCCCAACCACACACACAUAUACAACCGCCGCCAUGUUUCAGCCUGUAGCAAGCACCAGAGCCGUUAUGCCGUCGACGUACGCUGCCUCAGCAAUUGGAAACUUAACUGCAGCGACAGUGGCGAGCGCAUCCUCUGCCGCGAUGCCACUACUACAAUCAGCACCAACUGCAGCCAGCAGUAAUGCCAGCGCUGCUACGACCUGUUCAAUGCCAUUAUGGGAGCCAUUGCAAAAUUUUCAACACUUUGAUACUUUUCCAAAUCCAAGCAUACCUGCGAUCACAAUGCCAAGAAAAAUUCAAGAUUUGCCAGAAUUCAGUGGUGAUCCAGACGACUGGCCAUUAUUUUAUACAGCUUUCAACCAGUCAACUGCAGCAUAUGGUUACACGAAUUUGGAAAAUAAUCAACGUUUGCACAAAUUUGGUAGACCGGAGCAGCUCAUACAUAGUCAGUUACGCCAAGCCAGGGAAUUGCCUCAGAUUUCGGAAAAUAACUUAGGGAAGUUAGUGCCAUUUUCAACAAAAGUUAAAAAUUUAGCUGUUUUCCUGCAAUCCGUGAAUGGACAAAAUCACAUUGCUAACCCUACACUUCUGGAGGAGUUGGUGUCGAAGCUUCCAAUGAGUAAGAAAUUAGAAUGGGCCAGGGUAGCCACUCAAAUUCAACCAUAUCCUACAAUAAUACAUUUCAGCGAUUGGCUUUGCGAGAUUGCUAAUUUAAUAUGCAUAGUGCAGGAUGUGGAAUAUAAAGACCAAAAGCGCCGUGUUUUAUUGCAUUCCACCGGACAACAAAUACAAUGCCCUAUGUGCCAGGGCCAACAUAGGAUUUAUGAUUGCCGCCGGUUUUUAAACCUGAAUGUUCCAGAUAGAUGGAAACAAGUUAAAAAAAAUCGUGCCUGUUUUUCCUGUUUGCACACUGGACAUAUAACCCGAGACUGUCGACGUAGACGAGUAUGCCCUGAGGAAGGAUGCGAGCGAAGGCAUCAUAAAUUACUUCAUGAGUGCACCACCCCCUGUGUUCCACCACCAACUUUGGCGAAUCCUGAUCCUAAAUCUCAACAAAAUGUUCUCAGUUGCAAUUCCGAAGAUAAGAAGAAACUUCUUUUUAGGGUUCUGCCUGUAACAUUGUACGGGAACAAUUGUUCAAUGGAAGUCUACGCCCUCUUUGAUGAUGGAUCAUCCAUCACCAUGAUGGACAGCGAUAUUGCCGAAAAAAUAGGGAUAAGAGGAAAGAAUACUUCGCUCAAUGUUCAAUGGUUCGGAGGCCGAUCAGCCAGAGAGCCCGUGACAUCCUUCAACAUAAAAUCCUUGAGUCAAGAUGAAAUUUUAUCAGCCUUUAAGAACUGUAAAUUUCCUCCCGUGAAACCCUACUCCAAUGUAGUGCCAAAGCUUUUGAUUGGAUUGGACCACGCGUCUCUAGGGUUGCCAUCGAAUUGUAAAAUAAAUAAUGAAUUUGGACCAUUUGCAUGUAAUACGGAAUUGGGAUGGGUUGUUUUCGGGCCAUGUCACUCUUUAUCCUCAAUUCAGAAGUCAUCUUUGUUUAUUUCGGUGGAAAACAAAGACGAAUUACAUCAAAUAGUAGCUGAUUAUUUUAAUGUGGAAGGUAUGGGAGUUAGAUCUGCUCCUUUAGUUGAAAGCGAUGAUGAUGUUAGAGCCAAGAGAAUUCUUGAAGAAACCACUCAACGAAUUGGAGAUCGAUUUCAAACUGGGCUGUUGUGGAAACAAGGUGAGAUUCGUCUCCCAGAUAGUUACCCGAUGGCACUUAGUCGUCUGGAAGGAAUUGAAAGGAAGAUGAAACGAGAUCCCAAGUUCUCUGCGGCCUACAGGGAAAUUAUAGAUAAAUACAUAGAGAAAGGAUAUGUUCGGAAACUACAAUCAGACGAGGUACGAAUUUCUAGUGAAAGAAAAUGGUAUUUGCCGCAUUUCGGGGUAGUCAACCCGAACAAACCUGAAAAGUUAAGACUCGUUUUUGAUGCAGCCGCCAAGGUAAACAAUAUUUCGCUGAAUUCUAUGCUGUUAAAAGGACCUCAAAAUAUAGCUUCCUUGUUGACUAUACUGUAUAAUUUCCGCCGAGGCAAAAUAGCAGUUGGUGCCGAUAUAUGUGAAAUGUUUCACCAAGUUAAAAUUCAGCCGAGUGAUAGAGUUUCCCAGCGAUUCCUAUGGAGGGAUGGAAAUCAGAAAGAGCCACCGGGUGUAUACGAGAUGCAGGUCAUGAUCUUCGGUGCAGCCUGCUCACCAUGCUCAGCCAUUUUUGUCAUGAAAGCAAAUGCUAAAGAACAUUUGCACUAUAAUCCAAGAGCGAUUGAAGCCAUUAGCGAGAACCAUUAUGUUGAUGAUUUUGUAGAUAGCUUUGAAAGUGUAGAUGAAGCUAUCAUUAUUUCUAAACAAGUGAAAGAAAUUCACAAAAAUGGCGGAUUUGAAUUGAGGAACUUCAUAUCAAACUCGAAGGAUGUCUCCCAGACACUUGAUGGUAGUUUGAAAGCAAUGCCGAUUAAUAACGGAGCAGAGAAGGUCUUAGGAUUAUAUUGGGAGCCUUCUAGUGAUACGUUUAUGUUCAACUUAAAAUUCAAUCGAGUCGAUUCAUCCAUAAUUUCUGGAGAACUGAAACCAACAAAAAGGAAACUUUUAAGCAUUAUAAUGUCUAUAUUUGACCCCCUUGGACUUUUGGGCCACUUUACAGUGGGUGGAAAAUUAUUAAUGCGACAGAUUUGGAAACACGAUUGUCGAUGGGAUGAUAUUAUUCCUGACGAUUUACAUGCCAUAUGGGAAAGGUGGAGAGGUCAGAUGAAAAAUGUUGCCAAAUUUAGCGUCCCUAGACAUUAUUUUCAAACAGGUUUGCCAACAUCACUACAGCUUCAUAUCUUUGUUGAUGCCAGUGAGGAUGCCUUUGCUGCAGUGGCAUAUUGGAGGUACAUUUCGAAUGAGUACACUGAUACCAGCUUCAUCACUUCUAAAAUUAAAUGUGCACCUCUGAAAAAAGUUACGAUUCCGCGUCUGGAGCUACAAGCUGCCGUUUUGGGAACUAGAUUAAUGCAGACUAUUAUGUCAUCUCAUAUUUUGACCCCAGAAAAGAUUGUUUUGUGGAGUGACUCCACAACAGUGUUACGAUGGAUAGCCAGCAGCCACAGACAAUAUAAACAGUACGUCGCCCAUCGAAUUUCUGAAAUAUUGUCAUCAACAAAAAUAGAGAAUUGGAGAUGGGUUCCAACAAGUGAAAAUGUAGCCGAUGAAGGCACCAGGUCAUUCAACAAUAUUGACUUUUCCAUGUCGUCCCGAUGGUUAAGAGGUCCUGCUUUCUUGAGAAUGACUGAACAUGACUGGCCUACUAGAGUAAUUGACACCACCUGUGCUAAUGAUAUUGAGGAAAAUCAUCCGAAAACAUCAUUAUUGAUUGUUGAGAAUGAUUUUAUUGAUUUUAACCGGUUUUCGUCAUUUACAAGAAUAAUAAGGUCGACUUGUUGGAUUAUUCGUUUUGUGAAAAGAUGCCGAAAUAUUUUUGACGAUUCGGAACAGUAUGGUCUCACGUCCCGUGAAUUAAAUUGCGCCGAAGAAAUAUUAUGCCGCCUAGUACAAAGAGAAAGGUUUUCUGCCGAGUUAAGUUGCAUUGAAAAAGGGCAGCCAGUUUCAAAGAACAGUAGUUUGAUUAGUUUAUCUCCCUAUAUUGAUGGUAAUGGUCUUUUAAGAGUAUAUGGAAGAAUAGAUGCUGCCAGCUACCUAUCAUACAACGUGAAAAGGCCAAUAAUAUUGCCUAAAAAUCAUCAGUUUACGAAACUUUUAGUCAUGCAUCAUCAUCGCCAGAUGAUGCACCAAAAUCACGAGGCUACGGUGUGUGAAAUUCGAAAAAAGUAUUGGAUACCACAAGUACGUUCUUUGUUGAAGACAGUAGUUGCCGAGUGUUUUUUAUGCCGAUCUAGAAAAUGUUUACCACGAUUGCCCAUCAUGGGGCAGCUGCCAUUAGACCGCCUUGAUCCUAAUAUUCCGCCGUUCAAAUAUACAGGACUUGAUUAUUUUGGACCAAUUACUGUAACAAUUGGAAGGAGAUCCGAGAAAAGGUGGGUAGCAUUGUUUACAUGCUUAACAAUACGUGCUAUACAUCUGGAAUUAGCGCAUGACUUGUCAACGGAUUCGUGUAUCAUUGCCAUAAGGAAUUUCAUUAAUCGUAGAGGUGUUCCAACCAGGAUUCGUUCCGAUAACGGGACAAAUUUUAUUGGGGCCAACGAGGAGUCUAAAAGAUUCACCGAAGCCUUUGAUGCUAAUAGAAUCCAGAGUGAGUUAUCCAAGAGAGGAAUUGAAUGGAUUUUUAAUUGUCCGGCUAAUCCUUCGGAAGGUGGCGCUUGGGAAAGAAUGGUACAGUGUGUGAAAAAAGUUUUGCGGCAUACACUGAAAGAAAUCUCACCUCGAGAACAUGUACUACAGUCUCUUUUAAUCGAAGCAGAGAAUAUAGUGAAUUCCCGCCCACUAACUCACUUGCCAAUAAGUCCUGAUGAGGAGGAACCACUUACUCCUAACCAUUUUUUAAUUGGCUCGGGAAAUGUUGCACCUACCCCGCCAGUGAAUGAACCCGACGGGAAGCUUUUUUCCCUGAAAAAACAAUGGAGAGUUCUGAGGUGUCUUCGAGAUAGAUUUUGGAAGCGGUGGAUUGCAGAAUACUUACCCACUCUCACCAGGAGAGUUAAGUGGUGUGAAUAUACUCAACCAAUCAGUGCUGGAAAUGUGGUUUUCAUCUGCGACCCAAAUGUUCCAAGGAGUCAAUGGCGGAGAGGUUUGGUCACUUGUGUCUACACGGGUACGGAUGGUGUGCCAAGAAGAGCUGAUGUGAAGACUUCGUCCGGAGUACUGCAACGUCCGGUAUCCAAGUUAGCUGUUUUGGACAUAGAAAUUAGUGAAGCUGAUCGCUCCACGGGGGUGGGGGUGUUGUAGAUCAGGCCUAUUAUUUGAUGUUAUCGAUAAUUGUUAUUUUGAUUCUAUCGAUUAUUAUUUGCAUUGUCACUUUGUAUUGAAUUACCGCAGUUUGCUGAUUCCUCUUUCUUUGCAUAUUUGUGCUUAUCGUUGCUGAGCGCAAUUAGCUCAUUUUAAAUUUGAUAUUCGUUGAAGAAGGAGGCGCAAAACUGCGAAAUAAACGCAGCAACAAUAUAAACGUGUUUUAUUGUCCGUUUAACGCAAGCCUCCUGCCCUUCUAGCCGC